Messenger RNA from Oldenlandia corymbosa var. corymbosa, 1379 nucleotides. The record is from the annotation of a GenBank genome assembly. NCBI's taxonomy places the organism in Eukaryota, Viridiplantae, Streptophyta, Magnoliopsida, Gentianales, Rubiaceae.
AUGUUUUGCUCUUUUGCAGCUGAAAAAUGCCGUGAGUUGGUUGGCAAGGAGGCUGCUUCCAAGAGUGGGGAGUUUACCUUCUUGAAUUGUUUUGAUGGGAGUUCUGGAACUUUAGCAUGCUUGGUAAAGGAGGGUGUGAAGCUAUACUCUUACAGUAUCAGAUCUUUUCAUGUCGAAGGGGCAAGAAAUAAAGCUAUAGAGGCUGCUUUGGCUGAUGCUCUAUCACAAGGUCUGGAUGCAAAAGCUGCUGCCAAGCUAGCCCAGAAAGAGGGAGCAAAAGCUGCUAAACUGGCAACUCGAAAAGUGAAGCGGGUCGUGGGUCCUAUCAUUUCUUCUGGAUGGGACUUCUUUGAAGCAUUGUACUUUGGUGGCACCAUUACAGAAGGUUUCCUGAGGGGCACUGGAACCUUGUUUGGGACAUAUGCAGUUGGUUAUGUUGGAGAGGAAAGGUUUGGGAGGGUUGGUUAUCUCUUGGGGAGCCAUUUGGGCAGUUGGAUUGGGGGAAGGAUUGGGUUAAUGGUCUAUGACGUGGUUAGUGGAGUGCACGUCUUGCUUCAGGUGUCUCAGUCAGUGGAAACAAAGGUCAAGAACCACAUAACAAAUGAGGUUUAUGUGAGUUCUACUUUUGAAACUUCUGAAGCGCAAGAAGAGUCAUAUGUCUCAGAAAGACCAUCAUAUAGCAGUGACGAAAGUGGUUCUGAAGCAUCAGAAGAGCCAGCAUUUACCAGUUCUGAAAGCAGUCCUGAAGCGCCCCAAGAUUCGUCACAUGUGAACGAUGAAGGCAGUGCUGAAGUACCCGAAGAUUCUUCUGUACCGGAUACACCUGUGGAUAUGAGUUCCUAUGCUUCAGAAGAAACCACUGUAGAUGAUGAAACUUUUGAGGGUGACAAUUCUGAGGUGUUUGAAGAACUCUGAAUGAAAGCAAUCAUACAGCACAGAUUAAGAUCAUAUAAUUAUGAACGAGGAUAAGAUUACAAUUUAUAGCGCCCUCAUAUUGGGAAUUUAACUUGGAAAAUCUUUGCUAUCUGAUGCGCAAAUGGCCUAUCGUUUUCCCUGAUGAGGGUUCUGGCCUUUGCGGCCUUUCUUUAUCUCUUCAGAUGGCCGCCGCGAAAUUGACUUGAACGAAAGCAACAUGCAAUAAAGUUUGCAGGUGGUCGUUAAGAUAUACUUUCUCUGUUUCUUUCUGUCCCAAAAUGAUUAUUAUAUCUUAGUUUAAAUUUUCAUUUUUAGUAAUAUUUCGGAACCAAGUAUAUAUAUAUAUAUACAUAUAAAGCUGUCGGGUUUAACAGUAUCAUUUUAUGUGCAUUCCACUAUUCAUGUAACGUACUGGAGUUCGACACCAUUUCAUGACCCCAAAUUCUCUGUUGAAUAUGACUUGA